Messenger RNA from Magnolia sinica, 1724 nucleotides. RefSeq names its product 1-acyl-sn-glycerol-3-phosphate acyltransferase PLS1. The record is from RefSeq and is a predicted model, not a curated record. Bases 84 to 1247 code for a protein of 387 amino acids. Gene Ontology annotation, cellular component: endomembrane system. The transcript has 12 exons. Lineage: Eukaryota; Viridiplantae; Streptophyta; Magnoliopsida; Magnoliales; Magnoliaceae. Gene Ontology annotation, molecular function: 1-acylglycerol-3-phosphate O-acyltransferase activity.
UUCCUUUUUCAGUAUAACACAAACCAUUUUUUUAGUAUAACACAAACCAUUUUUUCAGUGUUAUUUCCUCUUUGUCUCCGCCAAUGGCGAUCGCAGCAGCAGCAGUCAUCGUUCCUUUGGGGCUUCUCUUUAUCCUCUCUGGUCUCAUCGUCAAUCUCUUCGAGGCUAUUUGCUAUGUUUUACUUCGUCCGGUAUCGAAGAAUUUGUACAGAAGGGUCAAUAGAGAAGUGGCAGAAUUGCUGUGGUUGGAGCUUAUAUGGCUCAUCGAUUGGUGGGCGGGCGUCAAGGUCCAAGUCUAUGCAGAUGCUGAAACUUUCCGAUCAAUGGGAAAAGAACACGCACUUGUCAUAUCCAAUCACAAAAGCGACAUUGAUUGGCUAGUCGGAUGGGUUCUAGCUCAGCGCUCAGGUUGCCUUGGUAGUACUCUAGCUGUCAUGAAGAAGUCAUCAAAAUUCCUCCCAGUCAUUGGUUGGUCAAUGUGGUUUUCUGAAUAUGUUUUCCUGGAGAGAAAUUGGGCUAAGGAUGAAAGCACGUUGAAGUCAGGUUUGCAACGGCUGAAGGAUUUCCCACGGCCUUUCUGGUUGGCCCUUUUUGUGGAGGGAACUCGCUUCACGCAGGGCAAGCUUUUAGCGGCUCAAGAAUAUGCUACUUCAACAGGGUUGCCGGUGCCUAGAAACGUUUUGAUUCCUCGUACAAAGGGUUUUGUUUCAGCCGUAAGUAACAUGCGCUCAUUCGUUCCAGCUAUAUACGAUGUAACUGUGGCUAUUCCUAAAGAUCAGCCUUCACCUACAAUGCUCAGAAUUUUUAAGGGCCAACCUUCUGUGGUGCAUGUCCACAUGAAGCGACAUCUGAUGAAGGAAUUACCCCAGACAGAUGAUGGAGUUGCACAGUGGUGUAGAGAUAUAUUCGUGGCGAAGGAUGCUUUAUUGGACAAACAUCUAGCUGAGGGCACUUUUGAUGAAAAGGAGUUUCAAUCGAUUGAUCGGCCAAAAAAGUCCUUGUUGGUUGUUACGUCUUGGUCAUGUCUCCUGAUAGUUGGCUCUUUCAAAUUCUUCAAGUGGUCCUCAUUGCUAUCCACAUGGAAAGGAGUCGCAUUUUCAACAGCUGCAGUACUUCUGGUUACAGUCGUUAUGCACAUCUUUAUUCUGUUUUCUCAGUCAGAGCGUUCAACUCCUUCGAAAGUAGUGCCCAAUGGGCCCAAGAAUGUGGGACCACCUCCGGAUGCCGACCGUGACAAGCAGCAUUAGCCCCACAUAAGAGAAAUGAACCAUGUCCAGAAAAACGUGCUCAAAGAACCAAUACCAAGACAACAUCCGAGCAAUCAGGUGUACACCAGCAAGAAAGAUGAGUUCUGAAGAACCUGUCGUUUCCAGCUAUCCAAGGAUCUUGUCACCAUUAGCUUAGCUGAAGGCCUCAUCAAUUCUCUAAGCAAAGAACCGAACUAUCUUCCAAGCUUUUCUGAGUGGAUGAUGUUUGAUGCCAGAUCCCACUAGCAGUAGCAUGGAAAUGUCUUACGCUUUUUGACCAACAUUUUUAGUGGAAGGUAAUGAGACUCAUGUUCUUGUUGGAGUUCCUCCUGUGGGGGCAAUGGUACUUUUAGAGCUAGGACAUCAGUACCCGCAUCAGGGUCCAUCAUGGGCAUGGCUGCAAAUGUCAAUGUUUAUGGUGAGGCCAUACAUAUGAUGCGGAUCAGGUAUAAUAUGUUCCAACCAUCAUGAUUUUAA